Nelumbo nucifera (sacred lotus) is the source of this 3097-nucleotide messenger RNA. The record is from RefSeq and is a predicted model, not a curated record. NCBI's taxonomy places the organism in Eukaryota, Viridiplantae, Streptophyta, Magnoliopsida, Proteales, Nelumbonaceae.
CAAGACUUUUCUAUAAUUCUAACAGCUUGAGGCUUCAGAACUCUUUAGCCAUUGCAAAUGUAUAAUUGCGGUACAGAGAGAGAUAAAAGAGUAUUACGGGUAUGAUUAGCACAGAAAUUAAGCUCUGCUAAUUCCGAUCUGUUCACUUUUCUUUUGGUUUUCCACUGUUCUAGUUAAUUCCCGUCUUUCUGCAUCCAUGAAGAACACCAGGAGAGACUCUCUGGUCACUCUUUUUUACGUCUUCGUAAUCUCUGUCGCCAAAGUCUCUCCUUAUGAUCCCUCCGACAAAAUCUUCCUUAAUUGCGGUGCCCCUCCAGAGGUGAUAACAGCCCAGGAUGGUCGGAACUGGACGGGUGACAUCGGCUCUAAGUUGGCGCCACUCGCAUCUCUCAUCAACAUAUCAUCAAUCUCCCAAGCUACUCAAGGGCCCUCCGUGCCUCAAAUCCCUUAUCUGACAGCUCGUAUCUUUUAUGCACCCUUCACCUACAAAUUUCCGGUUUCUGCCGGUCCGAAAUUUAUUCGCCUCCACUUCUUCCCAGCUUCAUAUGCCGUAGCUAACAGAACAAAAGCUUUAUUUGACGUCUCUGCUGGUCCGUAUACUCUGCUCAAGAAUUUCAGUGCCUCCCUUACUGCAGAUUUCUUCAACACGAGUCACUUCUUCAGAGAAUUCAUCGUCAUCGCAGACAAUGAAGAAUUAGAUAUCACCUUCAGUCCAAAUCCCAACACUUCCGACACUUACGGCUUUGUGAAUGGGAUCGAGGUCGUUUCGAUGCCAGGAAAUCUCUAUUUCGGAAAUGACCCAAUGCUUGUACCUGGGAAAGUUGCUUAUUCUAUUGGUAAUGAGAUGGCCCUUGAGAUGGUUUACCGAUUAAACGUUGCUGGAAAUGAUAUUUCCACUCAAGAAGAUACCGGCAUGUACAGGCAAUGGUAUCAGGACAAUAGCUACCUAGUGAACAGAAGUGAUGAUGCAGAACCCGUAAAUACCACCAUCAACAUCAACUACACAGCUACUACACCUUCAUACACUGCGCCUGAAGACGUUUACCGCACGGCCAGGACGAUGAUUGGGAACAAUUCAAUUAAUGUUCGCAAUAAUAUAACUUGGGGUUUCCUUGUCGAUCAGGGGUUCUCUUACCUAUUUAGGCUCCAUUUUUGUGAAUUUCAGCCUGAUAUAACAGCGCCUUCCGAAAGAAUUUUUUUCAUCUUGAUUGGCAACCAGACGGCGGAGAGAGAAGCUGAUGUCUUGAAAUGGAGUGGCGGAAAGGGGAUUCCGGUGUUCAAAGAUUACAUUAUCAUUCCUGUGAAUGGAAACGUCGACAAGCAGGAUAUUUGGCUUCAGCUGCACCCUAACGUGGAAGUAAACCCUACGUACGACAAUGUAAUCUUAAACGGGAUCGAGAUCUUCAAAUUGAGUAAAGACCACAAUCUCGCCGGACCCAAUCCUCCUCCAAAACAAAACAUAAAUCCACAGGUUCCUUCCCAGGGAUCUGAUAAGUCGAACAACCACCGUAUGUGGUUGAUUGUUGCCGGAGGUAUAUUGGGUUGCGUAGUAGUGCUCUCUCUAGUGGGUUUCUUUGUUUUCCGGCGACGUGGUACAAAGGACUCCGGUACUAAGUACGGAACAUCUGGAUGGACCACAGUUUCACAGUCUAUGUUUUCUUCGAAGACAAACACCUCAGCUCUACCAUCGGGUCUUUGCCGCCACUUCUCCAUUGUAGAGAUCACGGUAGCUACAAAUAACUUCGAUGAAGGACAACUUAUCGGUGUCGGCGGCUUUGGCAACGUUUACAGAGGCUACGUCGACGAUGGGGUAACCCCUGUUGCAAUCAAGCGCAGAGAUCCGAAUUCCAAGCAAGGGGCCCACGAGUUCCAAACCGAGAUCGAGAUGUUAUCCAAGCUGCGCCACCUCCAUCUCGUUUCUCUGAUCGGGUACUGCGAUGAUCAUGGAGAAUUGAUCCUGGUAUACGAUUAUAUGGCCCACGGAACCCUUCGUGAUCACCUCUACAAAUCUAACAAACCACCUCUCCCUUGGAGGCAAAGGCUUGAGAUUUGCAUCGGCGCCGCUCAGGGUCUACAUUAUCUCCAUACGGGUGCGAAAUACACGAUCAUUCAUCGAGACGUGAAGACCACAAACAUUCUGUUGGACGAUAAAUGGGUUGCUAAAGUAUCGGACUUCGGGUUAUCUAAGGUGGGUCCUACCAGCCAAUCCAAUACGCAUAUCAGCACGGUGGUUAAGGGUAGUUUCGGGUAUUUGGAUCCGGAGUACUAUCGCCGGCAGCAACUGACGGAGAAAUCCGAUGUGUACUCAUUUGGAGUGGUUCUGUUCGAAGUGUUGUGUGCGAGGCCUGCCCUGGAUCGGAAUCUUGACCACAGGCAGAUUUGCUUGGCCGACUGGGCCCUGCAAUGCCGUCGUGAUGGAACCCUCGAUCAAAUCAUUGAUCCCUUUUUAUGGGGAAAGAUUGCGCCAGAGUGUUUGAGGAAAUUCGCAGAGAUCGCUGCGAACUGUUUGGCGGACGAGGGAAUCAACCGUCCAACCAUGGCUGAUGUAUUGUGGAAUCUUGAAUUUGCAUUGCAGCUGCAGGAGAGUGCCGAGAAGCUUGGUGAUGGUGAUUUUGAUUCAGUAAACCAGAUGAACGAUAAGAAAACUCCACUUAGCUCCUCCAUCAGUGAAGUCUUUGUUUCCGGCGGUGUUUCUGGUUCAUCCGAUAUGAAGAGCAGCGGUACAAGUACUUUCACUAGCGAUGGAAACAGCAAGUCCUACAGUGAAUCUGAUGCAUUGAUGUCAGGUACUGUGUUCUCCGAAAUCGGAAACCCAAAAGGACGGUGAGGAUUCAGGGCAUGGACUAGAGGACAAGACAAUUUGGGCGAGAGGCGGCAUCAAGCCCAUUCAUGUGUUGGGUUCAGGUUGGGCUUAUGGUUUGACCUUGAGUAAUGGCUGGUAUUAGACAUGGAAGGGCCGGCCGGCCUAGUUGUAAGCGUCAAGUGUCCUUAUUCAAUGUUUUAAUAAUUUUAAGUCGUUAUCUAAUGUUAUAGAUAAGGUAAUCCUAGAUAUUUUACUAUUCUAAAAUCUAUGCAACCGUUACAUAUUUAAAUGCAA